AUGGAUGAAGAAGCGCUUGCGUGGAGGACGAUCGGCAUCGUGGAACGUAUGUGUCUGGAGAAAGGUCUUCACCGACGGGAAACAUUGCAACAACCGGCUAUUUUGGCUGAAGGGAAGGAGCGUAUUCUACGAUUAUUUUGGUCCAUAUAUGUGCUGGAUAUGCGCUGGAGUUUCGGGACAGGCAUGCCCUUUGCCUUGGAAGACACAGAUAUUGACCCGUGGCUUCCAGAGCCCGAGGAAAAGACCCCCUACUUGCGGGUGAUGAUCCGGUAUAGUCGCAUUGCGGCGAAGGUGUGGAAGUUCAUAUCAGCUUUCAACAACACGAACGAGAUCAAGAAGGACGAAAUGAACUAUUUAGAUUGGCAGGUCCUACGGUGGGCUGCUGCAAUACCUGAUUCCUUGCGUCUUGAUCAGCCAUUUGAUCAGGCGCAACAGGAUCCACGGAGUAUCCGCCGGCUACGAUCUUUACUUUACCUACGCGCCAAUCAGCUGCGGAUGCUAAUCUAUCGGCCAGUAUUACAUUCAGCGGCUCAUAUAAUGCGUUAUCCAGCAGAAUCGCAAAUAGUCGUUGACCUUGCCAAAGACACCAUCCAGUUCAUCACGAAACUCAACGAAACAUCAGACAUAUAUCGUCUUCAGCAGGUUACAUUCAACUGGUUUCUCGUGUCAGCCCUUGCCGUUAUAUUUCUCGCCGUAUCUCAGACACCCUCCCAAUUCAGCGCUCACUCUAAAGUGGAGUUCUACAUGGCCCUGGAGUUAGUCAAAGGCUUCUCGCCGCGAUCAUAUGUAUCCCGACGACUGUGGAGGUCAAUCAAGGGGCUUCGAAAGCUGGGACCUCAACUUGGGCUGCAAACCCACCACCAGCCCGAAGAGACAGUUCGGCACGUGCUCGAGCCAGCCGCUGGUACUGCAGCAGUAGACUCAAUGGAGCAGGUACCGGCACCCAGUACGCAGAGCCAUACGACACCAGACGGAGCUCAGAUGACACGGGAGCUGAUGGAAUGGUUCGAAGCAGUGGGUAAUAUUGAAGACCAGAUCAUGUCAUUGGGGACAGGUGUGCAGACAUAUGAGGAGCCAUGGCAGUAUGGGGCUCGCAUGGGGAAUGGCUACACGUUUGACUUUGGAGGCGAGUUGUCGAGCCUGAUGAAGGAUUGCUUCUGA
Molecule: messenger RNA, 1161 nt
Organism: Aspergillus oryzae RIB40
Lineage: Eukaryota; Fungi; Ascomycota; Eurotiomycetes; Eurotiales; Aspergillaceae
Product: fungal specific transcription factor domain-containing protein
Exons: 1
Coding region: 1-1161 (386 amino acids)
Biological process (GO): positive regulation of transcription from RNA polymerase II promoter by galactose; DNA-templated transcription
Cellular component (GO): nucleus
Molecular function (GO): DNA-binding transcription factor activity, RNA polymerase II-specific; RNA polymerase II cis-regulatory region sequence-specific DNA binding; zinc ion binding
Source: RefSeq, a predicted model, not a curated record